GUGCCGGCGCUGCCCGUGGGCCGGUCCCCGUGCAGCCGCCAGCGCGCGCCCCGCCCGCCACGUGACCCUCCGCAACCGCGUGGGGUGGGAGGGCGCCCGCCUGACCGGGGUCUCGCUUCCCGUGAGCAGUGCCGCGGCUGCUGCUGGGCAGAGCCAGAGGGAUGGUGGUAGUCACAGGGCAGAGCAAAGGGAGCGGAGACCCGGAUGAGGCCAUGUCGAGCUCGGAUGCAGAGGAUGACUUCCAAGAGCCAGCCACUCCCACGGCCACCCAGGCGGGCCAGGCGCUGCCGCUGCUGCCCCAGCAGUUCCCAGAAGUCGUCCCACUGAAUGUAGGAGGCAUGUAUUUCACUACAAGGCUGUCAACGCUGAGGCGUUACGAGGACACGAUGUUGGCGGCGAUGUUCAGCGGAAGGCAUUACAUCCCCACGGAUGCCGAAGGCAGAUACUUCAUUGACAGAGAUGGAACUUACUUUGGAGACAUCCUUAACUUCCUGCGGUCUGGUGACCUGCCGCCCAGAGAGCGAGUGAGGGCAGUGUACAAGGAAGCUCAGUAUUAUUCCAUAGGACCAUUGCUAGACCACCUGGAGGAUGUCCAGCCUCUGAAGGGAGAGAAAGUGAGGCAAGCUUUCCUGGGCCUAAUGCCGUACUACAAAGAUCAUUUGGAGCGGAUAAUUGAAAUAGCAAAGCUUAGAGCUGUGCAAAGAAAAGCAAGAUUUGCGAAACUGAAAGUCUGUGUCUUCAAAGAGGAGAUGCCCAUCACUCCCUAUGAAUGCCCACAUUUCAAUUCUUUACGUUUCGAAAGAAGUGAAAGUGAGGCAAAGCUGUUUGAGCAUCACUGUGAAGUGGAUGUAUCUUUUGGACCUUGGGAGGCCGUGGCUGAUGUGUAUGACCUUCUGCACUGUAUUGUGACAGACCUGUCUGAUAGAGGGAUAACUGUGGAUCAUCAGUGUAUUGGUGUGUGUGAUAAACACCUGAUAAAUCACUAUUACUGCAAGCGUCCUAUCUAUGAGUUCAAGAUCACUUGGUGGUGAGUUGUUUUGUCCAGAAUGGUGCAGGAGAUGAAAGGACUUCUAGAUGACAAUUGCUUUUAAUAUUUUUGCAACAUGUCUCUGGAAAUGCGUUGCUGCUAACAUAUAUUGGAAUCAGCCUGCUGAAAUGUUGGCUAGUGCUUAGCUGUUCAGCGAAGAGGGACCUGUCACAGAGGUUGAAAAACCUCUGCAAUAUUAAAAAACCAACCAAACAGCCUGAAACAAGACUGUUGGCUCAGGUACCUUAAUGAGGCACAAAACAAAAUCACCUCGUGGAAAUUACGGAGAGGAGUGUCUGACAUUUAUUUUUUAAUGUGCCACCUACUGUGUGGCUGCAGUCCCAUUGUCUGCAAAGUGGGUGUGAUGGAUCUCAGCCUCAGGUGCUAGUAAGUAAUGCUGAUAGAACGUGGUUCCAUUUUACACACUUCGGAGUGUUCCAGUCACUAUGCAGGCCUGGCACUUUAUGGAUUGAGUAACACCCUGCACAGAGAUCCUGCAAGUGUAAUUUUGGUGUAAUAGACAACUAAAAAAAAAUAGAGGAGUAUUGUUGUGAAGAUUAAGCUAUAUGCAUAUUUUAAAAAUUAAGAAUCUGCAUUGUGAAGUGUAAUAUUUAGUUGUUUCUGUUGUUGUCAAAAGGAACAGCAGGUUUGGAGAAUAUUCCUCAUUGCUUUGUGGAAUAAUUACCAUUCAUGAAAGAUUUGUGCCUGUUUUUAGCCUUAGAAAUUCUAACUGUUUACAGCAUCUACAAAAAGAAUCUAUAGAAUCAGGUCAUUUGCAGAGGCUUUUGGUGAACGAGUAACUCCAUCUGUACGUUCCUAUUAGCAGAAGUAUUAGGAAUAUUUAAUGUGUAUUAUUUUAUUACUGAUUCUUUUUACAGUCUGUGCUAUUAAACUUUGUUCCAGAGCUAGUCAAAUGAUGAGGCAAGUGCUUCCUUCUCCUCACCUCUUCAGUUAAAUCUAACUUCCAGCAUUCCUGCUGGCACUUCUCUGUGUGAUAUCAGCACCUUUGUUUCUUCCUUCGUAUUCUAAUAUCUCUCCAAUUGCCCACCAGUGUAUCUGGGAAGUGCAUUUAUUUCCAUGCUGAAGGAGGCAGCUGUUGCAGAGCCGUGUUCUUUCCAGAAGGUAAUUUUUGCACUUCUGACGUUGGCAACCAUCUGCUGAAGCUCCAUUUCUGUGUGUCCAAAGCUGAAGGGUAGAUGGAGCGAUCUGAGGGUGCUGCUGUUGUGAGCUUCAGAAAAUGCAACUACUGUUCAAAAAGACCCCACCUGAGGGAGGCUGGAAAGUACAUGUCUGCAUAGUGCAUUCCUUUGGACUCCUGAAUCCAAGAUUCUUGCUUAAUUAAACUUCUGACCAAAAUACUUUACAGACCUAUUA
This is a messenger RNA of Lagopus muta (rock ptarmigan), 2401 nucleotides long. RefSeq names its product potassium channel tetramerization domain containing 7 (gene KCTD7). The coding region runs from base 162 to 1031 and encodes 289 amino acids. The transcript is spliced from 4 exons. Gene Ontology annotation, biological process: protein homooligomerization. Lineage: Eukaryota; Metazoa; Chordata; Aves; Galliformes; Phasianidae. The record is from RefSeq and is a predicted model, not a curated record. Gene Ontology annotation, molecular function: protein binding.